AUGCCGUUCCCUGAUGAAAGCUCAUUCUACUUGGUGAAGACUUUGGGACGCUUGCCUGCAAAUGUUACAUCAGUGGAGGUGAAGAUUGGCCGGAAGCUGGUGAAUAAGGGCCCUACAUGGCUACGGCCAGUGGUCGUUAGGGUCAACGGUGAACCAGCGUUUCUUCCUUAUGUCCAUCCAGUGGAGCCUUUAAUAAUAUACCGGUCCUCUGGUAAUACCACGGUGAUUGAGUGGAGUGGUUUAGUCCGCACUCGAUACUCACGUCAGGGCCUGCUAAACAUCACUCUCUCCACUCUCUUUUACAACACCACCUGUGGUCUUUGUGGUUUCUUCAAUGGAGAUCCAAUUGAUGACCUCCGUCUACCUAGCGGAAGGCAGGCCGAUACACCCGAACAGUUUAUUGAAGGCUGGAAAGCCAUUGCGGAUGAUCUGACAUGCAAUGGCGAUUGUGAGGACUUGUAUCGUAUGUGUACAGAUUUAAGGCUGUACCAGAGCCCAUGGCUGUGUGGAAACAUCAAUGACCUAGGAAACGGCUCGUUCCUGGCUUGCCACACAGCUGUUAAUCCCUCUCCUUUCUUCAGGAACUGCCUCUACAACAUGUGUGUGCGGGAAGGAAACCGUUCUGCCCUGUGUAACUCCCUCCAGGCAUAUGCUUCAGCUUGCCAGGAUGCUCAGAUCAUCUUGGGAGCCUGGAGGAGUGCUACCAACUGCCCUCUACCCUGUCCAGAAAACAGUCAUUUCGAUGAGUGUACAUCUGCAUGCCCUCUCACUUGCUCUAACCUGGAUGAUCCUGAGGAGCCAUGCCCUCUACCCUGCUCCGAGGGCUGCCAGUGUGAAGAGGGAUUUGCCCUCCGUGAUGGCAUCUGUGUGGCACGUAGCGAUUGUGGCUGCUUCUACCUGGGCCGGCAGCUAGCCACCAAUGAGACAUUCUGGACAGACUGGGAGUGCCAGGAGCGCUGCUACUGCAACGGCACAGACAACAGUGUCUACUGCACCUUCUCACCCUGUCACCCAGAGGAGUACUGCCAGGAGAAUGAAGGCCUGUUUUUCUGUCAGCCAAGGACAGAGGCCAUGUGUGUUGUUGCUGGUUAUGGACACUUUUUGCCAUUUGGAGGUGUACCAUUUGACCUCCAGAGCAGCUGUACUCUCCGUCUGGCCACUACUGAGUGUGGAGAGGGGGACGAGGAUGGCUUUGGGGGACUAGAGAGUGCAGAGACAGUUCUGGGAGGACUGCCCAGGUUCCAGUUUUCAGCUCGGAAUGAAGAGCGAGACACAGGCCAGGCUAUAUGGGUGCGGGGAUUUGUUCUGGAGGUCUAUGGAUAUGAAAUUGAGGUGUCACAAAGUUUCAAACACACAGUCACGGUGAAUAAAGAGCGCCUGUAUCUGCCUAUAAAACUUGGUCCAGGGAAAGUUAACAUCUACACCCUUGGUCUGCAGUUACUUGUGGAGACAGACUUUGGACUGAAGGUGGCUUUUGACUGGAAUACUCUACUGCUUCUGACUCUUCCUCGCAGUCUCUUUAACGCCACCUGUGGGCUCUGCCAAGGAAUGCCUAUUACUGGUCCCACUCUAAGUGUCACAGAAUGGGGCAUGGCAUGGGCAGAACGUGACACCUUCUGCCAAGUUGGUUGCGGGGACUCUUGUCCUCGCUGUGGAUUGGCUGAGAGGGGCCUAGCUGCUGAGGUCCCCGCCCAAGUAACAGAUGCUGUUGGUAACAUUGAGAUGGAUGAGGGUAACCCAGGAAACCGUUUCCACCUUGCUGAAGGGCUGUAUGUGUAUGUCGAACCUGAGGCGGUGAGAUUAUGUGGACUUAUAAUAGACCGUGGAGGUGUGUUUGCGCGCUGUCACAGCAAAGUGGCACCAGCAUACUUCUACCAGAGCUGUCUGCAGGAUACAUGUGUGGAUCAAGGUGCGAGAGAGACCAUCUGUAAUUGGCUACAGAUUUAUGCCAAUACCUGUCAGACACAAGGAGUGUCUGUCAUUGGCUGGAGAAGUUCCACACCCUGUGUCCUGUCGUGCCCUCUGAACAGCCACUAUUCCAGCUGUAUGAUGGUGUGCCAGCCGCAAUGUGCCCCUGCACGUGGACAGAAAGACUGUAACCAGUACUGUGUUGAGGGGUGCCAGUGUGACCUAGGCUUUGUGCUCAACGGCAAGAGCUGUAUCCUCAGUCAGAACUGUGGAUGCUACACGGAUGGUAAAUACUAUGAGCCUAAGCAGUUGUUCUGGAACAGUGACUGCACUAAACGCUGUCAGUGUAUUGGACGGAAUCUGAUUCAGUGUGACCCAAGGCGAUGCAAAGCAGAGGAGGAAUGUAUACUACGUCAUGGUGUGCGAGGAUGCUUUGCCCGACGUAAUCAGCACUGUGUAGCAUCGGGCGGCGGCGUCUUCCGUACUUUUGAUGGUGCCUCUAUUCGUUUACCUGCCUCAUGCUCCUUUGUUCUUUCAACGAUCUGUCACAAGCUGCCUGAGUUAUCUUUUCAACUCAUUGCCAAUUUUGACAAGUGGAGUACACCCAACCUAACCACCAUCUCCCAUGCUUACCUCUACAUCAACGAGGAGAACAUUCUCAUCUCCGGAAACACAGUCAAGGUAAAUGGUACGCCCGUGUCCGUACCUUUUGUCACAGGUCUAAUGACACGAGUAUCCACAUCAGAGGGAUUCCUGGUGAUCGACACUCCCCAGGACAUCCAGGUGCGUUAUAACAGAUUCAACAUCCUCAGCAUUACAAUGGGCCCACGGCUGCAGAACAAGGUAUGCGGACUGUGUGGGAACUUCAAUGGGGACCCCACUGAUGAUUAUAUCACCUCUCGUGGAAAACCUGCCGUCAGUGCACUGGAGCUCGCUCAGAGUUGGAAAACCAAUGGCAUGCAGAACAGUUGUGAUGAGACGCAGUAUGUGGCCCUGGCUCAAUCCUGUGAUAAUACAGCAGUAUCAGAGCUCCAGGGAGAAGAAAACUGUCUGAAGCUCACAGAUUUUAAAGGUUUCUUCCAGCCCUGCCACGGCCUACUGGACCCUCACCCCUUCUACCAGUCCUGCUACAUGGACGGCUGCUACAACCACCGUAAGGCCCAGGUGUGCGGCUCCAUGGCAGCCUACGCUGAGGCCUGCCGCUCUUUCGGCACACUUACCACCAAGUGGAUCGCCCAGGAGAACUGCUAAUGGAUCUAUGACCCCUGUGCAGGAGAGAUCUGCUCUAACAACACGUGUGAGCAGGAGAAUGGAGGAGAUUUGUGUGGCUG
This is a messenger RNA of Sinocyclocheilus rhinocerous, 3239 nucleotides long. RefSeq names its product alpha-tectorin-like. Gene Ontology annotation, molecular function: protein binding. The record is from RefSeq and is a predicted model, not a curated record. NCBI's taxonomy places the organism in Eukaryota, Metazoa, Chordata, Actinopteri, Cypriniformes, Cyprinidae. Bases 1 to 3159 code for a protein of 1052 amino acids. The transcript has 10 exons.